AUGAACCUGGAGAGGGCCGCUGGCAGCGACGGAUUGCGGCAACCGUGCAGGCGCGCCGCGGUGAAGCUGGCGGAAGGGCUCCGUCGCAGCCUGGCGACGCCCGGCAGCUGCCCCCUGGUGGCGUUCGAGGCACGGUCGCCGCCAUCCGUUGCUGUCCAGCGGGCCUCUCUCGCACGAGAGGGCCGCUGGCAGCGACGGAUUGCGGCAACCGUGCAGGCGCGCCGUGGUGUGGCUGGCGGGGGCGGCGAGCUGUGGCGGCGCCUGGCGACGCCCGGCAGCUGCCCCCUGGUGGCGUUCGAGGCACGGUCGCCGCCAUCCGUUGCUAGGGCCGCUGGCAGCGACGGAUUGCGGCAACCGUGCAGGCGCGCCGUGGUGUGGCUGGCGGGCUGCGGCGGCGAGCUCGACGGAUUGCGGCAACCGUGCAGGCGCGCCGUGGUGUGGCUGGCGGGGGCGGCGAGCUGUGGCGGCGCCUGGCGACGCCCGGCAGCUGCCCCUUGUGGCGUUCGAGGCACGAGGGUUGCUGGCAGCGACGGAUUGCGGCAACCGUGCAGGCGCGCCUGGGCUCUCUCGAAGGAGAUGGCCGCUGGCAGCGACGGAUUGCGGCAACCGUGCAGGCGCGCCGUGGUGUGGCUAGCGGGCUGUGGUCUGCCCCUGGUGGCGUUCGAGGCACGGUCGCCGCCAUCCGUUGCUGUCCAGUGGGCUCUCUCGACAGAGAGGGCCGCUGGUAGUGACGGAUUGCGGCAACCGUGCAGGCGCGCCGUGGUGUGGCUGGCGGGCUGUGGCGGCGGGGUUGGCGACGCCCUGCAGCUGCCCCUGCUGCCCCUGGUGGCGUUCGAGGCACGGUCGCCGCCAUCCGUUGCUGUCCAGUGGGCUCUCUCGAAGGAGAUGGCCGCUGGCAGCGACGGAUUGCGGCAACCGUGCAGGCGCGCCCUGCCCCUGGUGGCGUUCGAGGCACGGUCGCCGCUAUCCGUUGUUGUCCAGUGGGCUCUCUCGACGGAGAGGGCCGCUGGCAGCGACGGAUUGCGGCAACCGUGCAGGCUCGCCGUGGUGUGGCUGGCGGGCUGUGGUCUGCCCCUGGUGGCGUUCGAGGCACGGCGCGCCGUGGUGUGGCUGGCGGGUUGCGGCGGCGAGCUGUGGCGGCGCCUGGCGACGCCCAGCAGCUGCCCCCUGGUGGCGUUCGAGGCGCGCCGUGGUGUGGCUGGCGGGCUGCGGCGGCGAGCUGUGGCGGCGCCUGGCGACGCCCAGCAGCUGCCCCCUGGUGGCGUUCGAGGCGCGCCGUGGUGUGGCUGGCGGGCUGCGGCGGCGAGCUGUGGCGGCGCCUGGCGACGCCCAGCAGCUGCCCCCUGGUGGCGUUCGAGGCGCGCCGUGGUGUGGCUGGCGGGCUGCGGCGGCGAGCUGUGGCGGCGCCUGGCGACGCCCAGCAGCUGCCCCCUUGUGGCGUUCGAGGCGGCUGUGCGGGGAGCCGUGACUGCAAAGGCUCCAAGGCGCACGGUGGCGGCCGUGGCGCGCUCGGCAACGAGGCUCGAGAUGCUGGACGCGGAGGCGGCGGCGCGCUUGCGGUGGCGGGCGCUCGAGGCCGUGCCCAUGGGCGUCGACGAGGGCUCGGACUUCAACGACGAGUGGGCGGACGUGCCGCCUUCGCGCGCCGCGCGGAGGCGGCUGCGGCGCACCGGCACGGAGGCGGAGGCGCCGUGCGCUGGAGCCGCUGCUGCUGGUGCCGCCGCCGCGGGAAGCGCUGCCGGUGCGGCGGCGGCGGCUGGCGGUGCGCUGGUGGCGUUCGCGCCGCCCGCGGGGGGCCGCCAGGCCGCGCUCCAGGCGGAGCGGGCGAAGCUGGAGGCCGCGUUGCUCCAGCGGCGCGCCGCGGAGGCUGGCCUGGGGCCCGGAGGCCGCGGGGGAGGCUGCGGGCCAGGGGGGUAG
Molecule: messenger RNA, 1917 nt
Organism: Prorocentrum cordatum
Lineage: Eukaryota; Dinophyceae; Prorocentrales; Prorocentraceae
Source: the annotation of a GenBank genome assembly